This is a messenger RNA of Melopsittacus undulatus (budgerigar), 4704 nucleotides long. RefSeq names its product zinc finger FYVE domain-containing protein 16. The record is from RefSeq and is a predicted model, not a curated record. Gene Ontology annotation, cellular component: early endosome membrane. Gene Ontology annotation, molecular function: metal ion binding. NCBI's taxonomy places the organism in Eukaryota, Metazoa, Chordata, Aves, Psittaciformes, Psittaculidae. Gene Ontology annotation, biological process: endosomal transport; protein targeting to lysosome.
CUGUUUCUCUUUCUAGGUUUAAGAAGGCUAAGACUUCACUAGAACUGUGUCUAGAAUGGACAGUUACUUUAAAGCUGCCGUUUGUGACUUGGACAAACUACUCGAUGAAUUUGAACAGAAUACAGAUGAAUAUGACUGCUACAGAACACCCCAAAAUCCGCGUGACUCAAAACACCAUUCACUGUCUUUAGUUCUGCAUUGCUUACAACAUGUAUACCCAACACCAAAACCGCAAGAGAAUGCUAACAGUUGUACUUCAUCAGAAGAGGUCUCUCUAGCUAGCCACCUUGGAGCAUGUGAAGUGCUUCCAAGUUACUCACCACAAAAUGAGCAACAGAAUGUUUCUGGACCUGAUCUUUUGUCCACUGUGGACAGCAGUUCCUUAAAUAAAAUCCAGGCUUCAAACCUGGGAAGUUGCAGUGUACCUGUAUGUGAUCUGGUUAAUGACACAGAUAACUUAAUCCACUCAGUGGCUGCUCAGGAAGAUACUCAAAAGUUGCAGCCAGAUGACUUCCAGUACAGUGAAAGCUUGAUUGGCUUUGGUGUAUCUUGCAUACCUGUUCCUACUUGUGUGUCAUCAGCUGGUGGCAGCAGUGUUUCAGGUACGGAGCAGAGUGAUGGGAGCUCAACAGUACCGGAAUCUGGAUGUCUUAAAACAGAGGAGGUCAAUAACUUAGCUUUAAAAUCAGACAGUUAUGCUGCAGCAAAGAUCUUGAUUCCAUGUGAUGAGCAACACAGGACAGAAUCUGUAAAGUGCAAUGAAGUGUCUGAGCAGCUUGAGCAAACUGCUUGCCUUGAUAUGGCGUGUGUAACAUUACAGAGUUCAAACGUGUACAGUCCUGAAGAUGAGAAAGCAUAUGAAAAACUGAUUUGUGAACCACAAGAUGAAAGUGCAGGUUCUGCAGCAAGCGAAGAGACAUAUGGAAGAGAUGCUACAGAAAAGGUAGAUUCAAAGGAUGAGACCAGUAUUGAAUUCAUACCUGCAGAUCUGCCAGAGAGGCCUCAGCUGUACAAAAGCCAUGCAGUAUUAUCUGUAAAUGGUGUUUUACCAGGCUCCUCAUUUGAAACAGGAGCUAAAGUAGAACUGGAAAAGAAAAUCAUAGAAGAGAAUGUAGGUACUAAAGAACUUAAUAGCAGUGAAAUACUAAAGAGUGUUUCAACUCCAUUUAUUUCAGUUGAGGACACCCAGACCCCACUGUUGUGUUUUCCACUUACUGUAUCUAUAUGCGGUUCUUUAGUUGUAACAGAUGAAAAAAUUAUUCCCUUACCUCAAAACGUGGCUGAGGUUAUUAGUGGUACUUUAGUUGUUCAUGCUGGAAUAUCUAAAACUGAUCCGUGUGGUAGGGAAUCCUUUGAAAACACUGACUUGAGUGAACCAGAAGUAUAUGUAGAUAAAAUCCAUGAAAAUAUUGUGGAAAAAAGUACAGAUGAAGAGAGCUGUAAUAAUGAAAAUGUAAUUGAUGACAGUGAUUUUCAGCAAAUUGAAGCUUUUACUUCUGCCUCCCUAGACUACAAAGCUGAGCUAUAUGCUGUUGGUGUAGACUCUUACUCCAGUGAAAGUCUGAGCCCAGUUAUGUCUGACUUUACUGUGGAGGAGAAAGUUAUUAAAACUGAUACUCUAAUAAGCAAUGCUGAGCUUGAUGAUUUCUUGUAUGGACAAAGUCUUCAAUCCAGUGUGUUGAAGUCUUCAGAUGAUAGUAACUUAAUGGAAGCUGAUGCAGAUGAAGGGAAUUUAAUAAAUGUGAACAACCUGUAUUUCACAGAGCUCACUGAAGAACACAUGCAAGCAAAACUGGAAGAGAUAACAAGCAUUAGUGAUAAUCUUGAAAUAUCUUUUACUGGCAGUGAAUCGGAAUCUGCAGCAGAAGAGAGUGCGUCUGGUAGUCGGGACAUGAUUGAUAGCAGUAGUGAAGCACUGGUUCCUAGUCUUCAUACUGAAGGUGCAAGACCAAAGCAGUUGCUUGGCUUUUCCCACAGAGCUGUUGGUCACAGACAACAUAAAAUAACAGAUGUACUUGAGAGGGAGAAUCAGGAAGCCAGUUCUGUUAUCCCAGAAGCUCCCCUCUCAGGCACCAGCCAGCAGGUUGGUAAAAAACAUUACCCUGAGCACUCUGGGGAAAGCUGCUCUGAAGCUGGAGGAAACCAAACAUCUGAAAAUGUGAAAUCACUUAAAAUACCUGCAGUUCUGUCCUGGAAACAACCAUUGUGGGUUCCUGAUUCAGAGGCACCCAACUGCAUGAACUGCCAAGUCAAGUUCACCUUUACAAAAAGACGGCACCACUGUCGUGCAUGUGGAAAGGUUUUUUGUGGUGCCUGUUGCAAACGAAAAUGCAAAUUACAGUACAUGGAGAAAGAAGCAAGAGUGUGUACUGGCUGCUAUAAUGACAUUAAUAAAGCACAGGCAUUUGAAAGGAUGAUGAGUCCAACUGGUCCUGACUCAAAUUCUGGUGUUUCUGUUGAGUGUUCUACUGUUCCACCUUUGGAGGAAGCUCAGGUACUGGGUAGUGCUAGCUCUCCUUCACCUUCUGCAUCAUUACCUACGCCAGUACUUAAGCAGCCUGGUAUUGAAGGGCUGUGCCCCAAAGAACAGAGGAGAGUUUGGUUUGCAGAUGGGAUUUUACCAAAUGGUGAAGUGGCAGAUACAACAGAACUUUCAUCUGGAGCAAGGAGGUCAUCAGAGGACUUAAGUCCAGUAAACCUUGAGUUGCCAGAAAUGCAUAUGGCUGCAAACCCAGAGCAAUAUGACAUAUUACCUGAUGUAUGUCCAAAACAGAAGGAAGACAGUGAUGAUAUUGCAAAAAUGGAGGAAUUAUGUCCUUCUGUUUCUUCAGAUGAUGCACAGCAGGCUGUUCCAGGUCAGAGUGAGGUGGUACAUAGUUAUACAUCUGUAAUUCUAGAAACUGAAGAGUGUUCUCCGGCUGCAGAAGCUGAGAAGACUAGUUCCAGUUCAGCUGAUCAGACUACUCGUGAUGUGCCUGUUAGUCCUUCAAGUUACAGGGCACUGUGUGGUGUUGAGAACUGUGCUCACAAAGACAGCCUUGUUCCUGAUGAUGAUAAACUGCCACCACUUCUGCUUGCAGUGGGUGAAAAAGGAAAAGAAACUUAUUGAUCAGAUUCUACCAGAUCACCCUUUUCUUUUCGGUGUUCUCGUCCAUAAGGUGGAAAUACCCUGGGCAAAAGUUUUUCCUAUCUGUUUAAUGUUGAGACUGGGAGCAGAAUAUGGGGCAUACCCCACUCCUGUAGUAAGUUUCAGGCACCGGAAGCCACUCUUUGGUGAGAUUGGACACACAAUUAUGAAUCUGCUUGUUGUUGAGUACUUAGCUGGAUCUGGAGCUCACCUUUUUCCACAGAAGUAUCUGAAUGAAUUGGACAACGGUCUGAUCCCUGUGAUUCAUGCUGGAAUGUCAGAUCCUACAAGUCUACCAUUGAAAAUGGAGUUAAUAUUUUUCAUUAUUGAGCAUCUGGUUUGAUUAGGUCGAUUACAAGCAAUACUCUGAUUUGCUAGAUCUGAACACCAAAGCUACAAUGCUACAAACUAAAAAUCUUAACGUUUUAAACCUGUUAUGUCUUAAUAGAUUUUCAAAUUGUUUUUUAAACCCUCAAAUCCUCUCUGGUUACUUUACCACAAAAGACAACUUGUUUGUAAUGUUUCCUUAGGUUCUGAAAGUUUACACUUAAUACAUGUGCAAAAGAGGGCAGGUUUUAUUACCUUUUUACACAGCUGUAGCAUUUACUGUGUGUAGUGUAACUUUAAGCUAUACUGUCUUGCCCCUUAAGCUCAGAUAAAUGCAUUACAGAAAAUUGCUGUGGCUACACCUUAUCUCUGCAGCAUCUGCUUUUCCAUGUGCAAGUGAGCUAAAACACUGAAGUAAAAGCUGGCACAAAACUCUUUUCUUGUCAUUUGAGAUUUGAAUGUGAGAUGCUCUGUAGCUGACUGCAGAUGUCAUAUGUGGGCACCUUCUGACAGUGGUUUGUGGCCUGCAUGAGGAGGAAUUUCACAGAUAUGUUUAUGAAGACUUUGUAGUUGAAGUCCUUCAUGUCAGGAUGCUAUGCUGGUGCUUUAGGAACAUAGGCUCUGAAUUAAUUUUUUUUUUUUUUAUAGAUCAACUGAUUUCUUUCUAUCAUUUAUAAGGAUUUGCCUAACUCAAAUGGAUGCUAUUUUUAUAAAUACUACUUUUUUCUUUACUCUGUGUUCGGGGCUCCUGAAAAUUUGACCUUUCGAGGAUUACUAAAAAAACCAGAUUACCCUUGAGUAAUCUAUAUGUAGCAAUAAAUCAGACAAGAAUUCUGCAGUGUGUUUUCUGCUCGAUCUACUGCAUUGCCACUUCUUAAUAGCCAUCUUUACUUUCAGGGAAAAUAGAAUUAUUAAGUGUGGAUUUUCAUUAACAGAUUGAUUUUUAGUAUACCUGAGGUUCUUGCAUAGGAUGUAUUUUUGAUACUGGGUCAUUAAGAUCUAUUUAUAUAGUUGUGAUAUAUAUGUGACUUGUACUGAGGUUCAGACAACUGUAGUGGGGUUUGGUAACUGUCACACAGCUGUUCAUUAGGAACAGAACCAAAAUUAAAUACAAACAAGAUCUAUAUUGUUUUCAGUAAAAAUUCUGGUACAGUUUUCUAAGGAGAGUAUUGAAUCUUUGAUGCCUUGUUGAUGCUAAUAAGGGGAUAUUUUAUGUUUUUGUAUCAAAAACAAUUUAUAACUUAACCUAA